Callithrix jacchus (white-tufted-ear marmoset) is the source of this 638-nucleotide messenger RNA. RefSeq names its product ribonuclease K (gene RNASEK). The record is from RefSeq and is a predicted model, not a curated record. Gene Ontology annotation, molecular function: RNA endonuclease activity. Gene Ontology annotation, biological process: nucleic acid metabolic process. Lineage: Eukaryota; Metazoa; Chordata; Mammalia; Primates; Cebidae.
AUGGUUGAGGCCGGGGCCACGCCCCCUCUGCAGCCCGCCGAACGCAUCCUGGGCUUUCUCCCACCGAUUUUCCAGCCCGCUUGCACCUCGGCGAUCUCCGACUCCCUUCUUCAUGGCGUCGCUCCUGUGCUGUGGGCCGAAGCUGGCCGCCUGCGGCAUCGUCCUCAGCGCCUGGGGAGUGAUCAUAUAAUGCUCGGAAUAUUUUUCAAUGUCCAUUCCGCUGUGUUGAUUGAGGACGUUCCCUUCACAGAGAAAGAUUUUGAGAAUGGCCCCCAGAACAUAUACAACCUUUACGAGCAAGUCAGCUACAACUGUUUCAUCGCCGCGGGCCUUUACCUCCUCCUCGGGGGCUUCUCUUUCUGCCAAGUUCGGCUCAAUAAGCGCAAGGAAUACAUGGUGCGCUAGAGUCCAGGCGCGUUUCCCCGCUCCAGCCCCUCCUCUAUUUAAACACUCCCUGCACCGCGUCCCACCCUUGCCCGCGCCCUUUGCGAGACUGGGUUUCCCGGGCGAGACUGAACCCCUUCUUCUCCCAUCCCUGGCGUCGGCCCCCUUAGAGAGGGCUGGGGCUGGGGGGGCUCUUCCCUCUCUCCACCCUUCUCUGCGUCCCGAAUCUCAAUAAAGAGAAUCCGCUCUCUUGA